CAUAGCCCAAACAAUCUGGUCUGGCAGUGGCGCUGCAAUACUGCAACAGGUGAAUCUGGUGUACGCUAUUUCCGUGGGUUGAACGUAUGCUCUUAAGUUUCCCGACGUCGAGGAUCGAAGGUGAAAAAAAAUAACCAGGAAACUCAGUGUCAGUGACAUGGUGCGCUUCCGAUAACUUUAAACCGUCCGGGUGUAUUUCAGUUCUAGGCAUGCCGGUCUGGAGGAUGUCCCACCAACUGUUUUCUGAAUGGACUAGCAAUUCAUGUACCCUGGAUAUCUUACCUGGAAUUUAAUUUACGAAUAUGUGAGAAGAUCAAGCUGAUGAACGCAGUGGUAUAGCCGCUUGUAUCUUAGUCAGUUUUAUUCUGUUCUAUAAACUAAACUGUUGGACGAUUUUCGCCAUGACCGCGAAAGAAAGAUGCAUGGAAUGUUUUCAAACUGUGUUCGGACCAUGUCUAAACGGACGAUUGUUCAAGAGCAAUGGACAUGGGAAGGAAAAUGCUGAUAAAGAUGUGGUAAUUUCAAAUCCGGUGGUUGUGGACAUUUCCCUACGCCAACAGCCACCCGUACCUCAAGAACAGCCAGGAUAUGUCUAUUUAGCUCUCUACGACUACACUGCCCGAACCGAGGACGACAUAAGUUUUAAUGCUGGGGAUAAACUGGAAGCAUUGGAUAAAAGCUCUGGCGAAUGGUGGUAUGCGAGGGCUCUCACCGGUGUCUCGGCAAACAAGAAGGGUUACAUUCCUGCAAACUAUGUGGCUGCAGUUGAAAGUCUUGACGCAGAACCAUGGUUCUUUGCAGACACAAAACGGGUGGAUGCAGAGAAACUGCUUCAGGCAGAAGGCAAUGAACAUGGAGCCUUCCUUAUCAGACACUGUGAGAGCCAGAGAGGAGAGUAUUCUCUUUCAGUCCUGGAUAAAGGAAAAGUGAAGCACUACAAAAUUCGAACAACAGACGCUGGAGACUACUUUGUGUCUCGAAACCGUAACUUUGUCACUCUGAGGCAGCUAGUGGAGCACUACUCAAAGCAAGAAGAUGGCCUGUGUGUGCGUCUCAUACAAUCAUGUAAAAAGCUGGAGGCUCCUCAGACCCACGGUCUGUCCUACAACACGGCGGACCAGUGGGAGAUCGACCGCUCCUCGGUGCACCUCUUACGCAAACUGGGCGCCGGGCAGUUUGGGGAAGUGCACGAGGGAGUCUGGAAUGACACCACACCAGUUGCCGUCAAGACUCUUAAACAAGGUACCAUGGAGCCUAAGGAUUUCCUGGGCGAGGCUCAGAUCAUGAAGAAGCUGCGCCACCCCAAGCUGAUCCAGCUGUAUGCGGUUUGCACUAUGGAGGAGCCUAUCUACAUCAUCACUGAGCUGAUGAAGAACGGGAGCCUGUUGGAAUACCUGCAGAAGGAUGGUGGUAAAAAACUGCGGAUUUCUGAUCAGAUUGAGAUGGCAGCUCAAGUGGCUGCAGGAAUGGCCUACCUUGAACUCCAGAAUUACAUCCACAGAGACCUGGCCGCCCGAAACGUUCUCGUUGGGGAGAAUAACAUUUGCAAAGUGGCCGACUUUGGCCUGGCACGAGUCUUCAUGGAUGAGAAUGUAUAUGAAGCCAAGGAGGGCACUAAGUUCCCUGUGAAAUGGACUGCACCUGAAGCCAUCCAUGACAACAAGUUCACUAUCAAGUCUGACGUGUGGUCUUUUGGCAUCUUGCUGUAUGAAAUUAUGACCUUUGGUCAAAUGCCAUAUCCAACAAUGACCAACUACCAGGUGGUUCAGAAACUGCCGACUGGCUACCGCAUGUCCUGCCCACCGCACUGCCCCAAAGUCAUGUACGAGAUCAUGGAAGAGUGCUGGAAGGACCAGCCUGCUGACAGGCCCACCUUUGAGACCCUUCAGUGGAAGCUAGAAGAUUUCUUUGACAUAGACAUGACGUCAUAUGACGACGCCAGCCAUUACUAGAAAGGGUUUCUAAUAAUCCUGCAGUCUUUUGUUAUAGUUUUGUAACACUUGAAGAAGCCAAAUGUGACCACUUCCAGUUAGAUGUUUAAGGUGGGAUACCAAGGAGAAAGAGAAAAAACACUACAAUGAAAUAGUAAUAUGAAGUAAUAUGGUAUUAGAAUGAAUGAUUGCUUCAUCUAAAAAAGCCCAAUCAUGAUCUUCCGCAGAUGUUAUGUUGGACCACGACACAAAAUGGCAUUGAUGGCCUAGAAGCAUCUGCUGUAGUGUCGUGUCAGGAGGAAUUGAGAGAAGACACAUUCUCCAAAUAGUUAUUGUUUGUCAACUGAAAGCACUUUUUUAUAGCUCUGCCAGUGUACAGUACUAUAUGCCAUUUGUAUUAAGAAGCACAUUGACUUUGUCUGUGACCUUCUUUAGGCUAGGUAAGUGGCUAUGACACAUUCUUUAUGGUCAUUAAGUGGUUAAAUGGUACGAUUGCUGCCUAACAUGAUAAACCUGUGCAGCAUGUUGUGCUGAAGUGGUGACGCAUUAGGACAAACAUGUCAUGACUCAUCAAAAAGAGUUAUUGUUGUUGCCUUUGUCAGAUUCUACCACCUCUUUGGAACAGCCUUUCUUUAAACCCUUUAAAUCUAUUUUCAGAAAAACGGACAGGAGCCAUUAUGUAAAUUUGUAUGACGAGUUAAUUCACAUACUGUCUACUCAAGAGCCAGUCAGUCACAAGCAAAGGCUUUAUUACAUAAGAGAAACUGUGCAGUUUAAAGUUAAUCAUAACAACAUGGUUUGACAACUUAUAUUUAACAAGACCAUGUACAUUACAAACCUAGUUUUUAUCUUUUCAUGCUCGUUUUAUCCUCUCGUAGUUACACAGUUCAGUGAUUUUGAGUUGAUUUACUUUUCAAUGAAAGACUGAUAUGCCUGACUGUGUACAUUGAACAAGCUCCACAUACAGUUCCACAACAUCUAAUAAAUAUGUAGAUUUAAUUGCAUGGGUUACUUGUAAUGUAUUUGUUUGGCGACACAUGAUUGACUUGACUUAAACUGUAGCAUCUUUUGUGACCUGUGUUUUAGUUGUCCCGUGAAUGUUUGUCCUUUUAAAUGAUAACAUGUUUUUAUUAAUUCAAAAUAUGUCUCUAUUAAAAAUAAACUAUAUUAAUACAA
Molecule: messenger RNA, 3107 nt
Organism: Clupea harengus (Atlantic herring)
Lineage: Eukaryota; Metazoa; Chordata; Actinopteri; Clupeiformes; Clupeidae
Gene: frk
Product: fyn related Src family tyrosine kinase
Biological process (GO): protein phosphorylation
Molecular function (GO): ATP binding; protein binding; protein tyrosine kinase activity
Source: RefSeq, a predicted model, not a curated record